This is a messenger RNA of Oryza brachyantha (malo sina), 2094 nucleotides long. Its product is annotated as putative glucuronosyltransferase PGSIP8. NCBI's taxonomy places the organism in Eukaryota, Viridiplantae, Streptophyta, Magnoliopsida, Poales, Poaceae. The transcript has 5 exons. The record is from RefSeq and is a predicted model, not a curated record. Bases 244 to 1671 code for a protein of 475 amino acids. Gene Ontology annotation, molecular function: glycosyltransferase activity.
GAGUCUCGCGUCUCUUCCUUCUACUGCUCUCCCUCCACAAGUCUCCAGCCUUCCCACUCUCCUUGAGCCGUGGAUUAUACUACCAAAAGGAAGAGAGAUUCCACCACCCCGGGGCAGCUCACCGGCGCGGCCGACGUCUCCGGCCAUUCCCCGCCGAGCUCCCCUGCCCCAGCCGACUAGCGCCCCCGCGCGUAGGCAGAUCUAGGAGGAGGGGCCAGGGCAGGAGGGGUUUGCUCCGGCGGGAUGGGGCGGGCCUGCGGCCGGUGCGUAGACAUGUGGUGGGCCGUCGUGGGGUUGGUGGUCGCGGUGGCGGUGGCGGCGGCGGCGGAGGGGGCGCGUGAGGCCGCGGUGGCGGUGGCUCCGCGCCGCCACGCGUACGCGGGGAUGUUGUACAUGGGCACCCCCCGGGACUACGAGUUCUACGUGGCCACGCGCGUCAUGAUGCGAUCUCUGGGGAGGCUCGGAGCGGACGCAGACCGCGUCGUGAUCGCCUCCCUCGAUGUCCCGCCGCGCUGGGUCCAGGCGCUGAAAGAUGAUGGUCUGAAGGUGGUCUCUGUGGACAAUUUGAAGAAUCCUUAUGAAAAACAAGAGAACUUCAACAUGCGAUUCAAGCAUACUCUGAACAAGCUGUAUGCAUGGAGCUUAGUUUCCUACGACCGAGUUGUUAUGCUAGACUCUGACAAUAUUUUCCUCCAGAACACUGAUGAAUUAUUUCAGUGUGGCCAGUUCUGCGCUGUCUUCAUUAACCCUUGUAUCUUCCACACAGGCCUCUUUGUUCUUCAGCCCUCAAUGGAUGUUUUUAAGAACAUGCUACAUGAGCUAGCUGUUGGGCGUGAAAACCCAGAUGGUGCAGAUCAGGGCUUCCUUGCUAGCUAUUUUCCACACUUGCUUGAUCAACCAAUGUUCCAUCCACCAGCUAAUGGUACCAAACUUGAUGGAACUUAUCGCCUUCCAUUAGGCUAUCAAAUGGAUGCAUCUUACUAUUAUUUGAAACUCCGCUGGAGCAUUCCAUGUGGGCCAAACAGCGUGAUUACAUUUCCUAGCGCUCCUUGGUUUAAGCCAUGGUAUUGGUGGUCUUGGCCAGUUUUACCUUUGGGUCUUUCUUGGCAUGAACAACGCCGUGAAAACUUAGGGUAUUCAUCAGAGGUACCGGUUAUAUUAAUCCAGGCUCUACUAUAUAUUGGAGUCAUUGCAGUCACCCGGGUUGCACGACCUAGUUUGUCAAAGAUGUGUUACAACAGAAGAAUGGAGAAAAGUACUAUUGUUUUGCUCACAACGCUCAGAGUAGUAGCAGCAUGGUCCAUAGUUGCAGCUUACACCAUUCCCUUCUUCCUGAUCCCACGGACGGUACAUCCGCUACUAGGCUGGCCACUAUAUUUGCUUGGUGCUUUCUCUUUUUCUUCGAUUGUGAUCAAUGUCUUCCUCCUCCAUCCCCUUGCGGUCCUCUCAACAUGGUUUGGGAUCAUCGGUGCACUCUUUGUGAUGGCAUUCCCAUGGUAUUUGAACGGUGUUGUAAGGGCCCUGGCAGUGUUUGCCUACGCAUUUUGCUGCGCGCCCGUGAUUUGGGGAUCUUUGGUUAGGACAAUGAGCUCCUUGCAGAUCUUGAUUGAAAGGGAUGCAUUCAGACUUGGUGAGCCUAACCAGACAGCCCAGUUCACGAAGCUUUAUUGAGGUGUGUAUUGCAGAUGCAUGUCAUUGAAUUUCAUCAGCUAAUUCCGAUUUACAUUGGCAAUUCUGAUGCCCAAUUCAGUUGUACAAGUAAAACAACGCAGAUGAAACUACAGUUGCACCUUUAACACCAUCUGAAACCUUUGGAGCCCGUGCUUGUCUUAAUUUCGUAGGUGACAUUAGACAUACAGGGCAAAGGACGGUGGGCAUUAGUUUGAUGUUUGUGUGUGGGUGUAGGUGUUGGCUGUGGAACCGCUGAGGAAAAUUAUAGAUUAAUUUUUUGGGUAAUUGUAAAUUUGUCACUGGUUUAAAUGGUUAUUGGAUAAAUACUACUAUAAAAUUGUAAAAACAUUACUAGAAUUAUCAUUCUAGUAGCAUCCUUGAGGUGGUUGUUUGGGUUUUCAUGGAAACAAUUAAAUGACAUUU